AUGUAUAAAUUUUCUUAAACCAAAUUUUGGGAGAAAGAGAGAGAGAGAGAGAGACAUUAUGUAGCAUAUAAGAAACCAAAAAUCGUACCUUUCACCACUCACGCACACCUGCAACAAAUACAAAGACCCCGCCACAAACUCUCGCUCUCUCAAACUCCCCUGCAACACCAACGCAUUCAAAUCCCAAAUCCAACAAAAAAAAAAUAUACAUUCCAUUCGAUUUCAGUUCUCCAAUUCGUAGUUUCACCAAAAACCAUGCUCAUUCUCCUACCCUUCGUUCUUCUUCUUCAACUCCACACCACCUUCUGUUUCUCUGCUCCAAAACCAGAAACUCUAAUCCUACCCCUCAAAACACAAACCCUCCCUCAAGGGUACCUCCCAAAAUCCACCAACAAGCUCUCCUUCCACCACAACGUCACCCUCACAAUCUCCCUUUCGGUCGGCUCACCGCCGCAGCAAGUCACCAUGGUCCUUGACACCGGCAGCGAGCUCUCCUGGCUCCGCUGCAAAAAAGCUCCCAACUUCAACUUUGUUUUUAACCCUCUCGCAUCCAAGUCCUACUCCCCAGUCCCCUGCUCCUCUCCUGUCUGCCGGACCCGGACUAGCGACUUCCCCAAUCCCGUUUCCUGCGACCCGAAAAAGCUCUGCCACGCCAUUCUCUCCUACGCCGACGGUUCCUCCAUCGAAGGCAACCUCGCAUUGGAAACUUUCAAUCUCGGGUCGUCAGCCCAACCCGGUACGAUAUUCGGGUGCAUGGAUUCCGGGUCCAGUUCGAACGCCGACGAGGACGCCAAGACAACCGGGUUAAUGGGCAUGAACCGCGGGUCAUUGUCCUUCGUAACACAGAUGGGAUUUCCGAAAUUUUCCUACUGCAUAUCGGAUCGCGACUCGUCCGGUAUUUUGCUUUUCGGCGAAGCGAAAUUCGGUUGGCUCAAACCGUUAAAUUACACCCCUCUGGUUCAGAUAUCGACACCAUUACCGUACUUCGACCGGGUCGCGUACUCGGUCCAGCUGGAAGGGAUCCGGGUUGGAGGUAAGGUGUUACCACUCCCGAAAUCGGUUUUCGUACCGGACCAUACCGGGGCGGGUCAAACAAUGGUCGACUCGGGGACCCAGUUCACUUUCCUACUCGGUCCGGUUUACACCGCGCUGAAAAACGAAUUCGCUCAGCAGACCAAACCGGUUCUGAAAACUUUGGACGACCCGAAUUUCGUGUUCCAAGGAGCGAUGGAUUUGUGUUUCCAAGUCCCCACGAACCGGCCGAGCCUGCCCGAGUUGCCGACAGUGACGCUGAUGUUUCGGGGGGCCGAGAUAAGCGUGUCGGGGGAGAGGCUGCUGUAUCGGGUGGCGGGAAUGGUGAGGGGCGGGAAUCAGGUGUAUUGCUUCACAUAUGGGAACUCUGACUUGCUGGGCAUAGAGGCGUUUGUGAUUGGUCAUUAUCAUCAGCAGAACCUGUGGAUGGAAUUUGAUUUGGAGAAAUCUAGGGUGGGAGUGGCUGAGGUUAGGUGUGAUCUUGCUGGUCAAAAGCUUGGCCUAGGUGCUUAAGUGGGACCCGGGCUGGGUCUGAGCUGGCAAAGUUUUGGUGACUUACAAAUCAAUACGAUAAGGUGAAGGUAUUUCAAACCAAUGACGUCCUCGGACAUGAGUGGUGAAGGGUAAGACUUGUCUCAUUGGGUGAUUGUGUGGACCAUGGUGGGCCGAACAAAGUUGUUGGUACUAAGAUAGGUGGCCCAUUUUGUUCAGAUAUUAUGUGGUCAUGGGGAUUUGCGUAAAUAUUAAAAAUUAGGUGGUACUUUGAAUAGUUUAACUUUUCUGUUUUAGUAAUUUUGUAGUUUAUUUUAAUUUUUUAACAGUGAGAUUCUGUAACUCUGUGUUGGGCAAUGAAGAUGUAUUUUAGUGA
Molecule: messenger RNA, 1900 nt
Organism: Pyrus x bretschneideri (Chinese white pear)
Lineage: Eukaryota; Viridiplantae; Streptophyta; Magnoliopsida; Rosales; Rosaceae
Product: aspartic proteinase PCS1
Exons: 1
Coding region: 256-1545 (429 amino acids)
Biological process (GO): proteolysis
Molecular function (GO): aspartic-type endopeptidase activity
Source: RefSeq, a predicted model, not a curated record